CAAUUUUUGAUCGCGAUGGAGUUGCUGCACUUGCUGCUGUUUUUCUCUCUUGUAUUCUCUUCUUUGGCUCUUGGUCACAGCUAUGUGCCUGAGUUCCCUUUCCGAGAUCCCUCUCUACCCAUUGAAGAAAGAGUCAAAGAUAUUGUUGAUCAACUUAGUUUAGAUCAGUUAGUAGAGCAAAUGGCUCAUGGUGGUGCUGGUAGUAAUGGUCCUGCUCCCGGUAUUCCCAAAUUUAACAUAAAGCCUUAUCAGUGGGGGACUGAGUGUCUCUCUGGUGAUGUGAAUGCUGGUGAUGCCACCUCAUUCCCAAUGUCUAUAGGAAUGGCUGCUAGUUUCAAUUAUGAUCUAUUGAAGCAAGUAUCCAAUGCUACUGCCUACGAAGUGAGAGCUAAAAAUACUGCAGCUGUUCUUAAUGGAUCAUAUGCUUUUCAUACUGGACUCAGCUGCUGGAGCCCUGUGCUGAAUAUAAUGAGAGACCCACGUUGGGGAAGAAACCAGGAGACGUAUGGAGAGGAUCCAUAUCUAUCUGGUUAUUUAGGACAAGCUUUUGUCACUGGAUUACAAGGAGAUGAUCCUACUUAUGUGAUUGCUAAUGCUGGCUGUAAGCAUUUUGAUGUACAUGGUGGACCAGAGGACACUCCAUUGCCACGUGCUUCAUUUGAUGCUAACGUUACAAUGAUAGAUUGGCGAAUGACGUUUCUUCCUCAGUUCAAAGCUUGCGUUGAAGCUGGAGCUCUUAGUCUUAUGUGCAGUUACAACAGAAUAAAUGGUGUCCCUGCUUGUGCCAAUAAAAAGCUCCUCACAGAUAUAUUAAGGAAUGAGUGGAAUUUUAAAGGCUACGUAGUGAGCGAUCAAGGAGCAUUAGAGAAUAUUGUCACACAGCAUCAUUAUGCUCCUGAUUUUGUGACAGCUGCUGCUGAUGCCGCCAAUGCUGGCACUUGCCUUGAAGAUGGCAACAGUGAAGGUAAAGGUGGCAAUGUUUUCGAUAACCUUGAUGACGCUGUUGAAAAAGGUCUUGUUAGCGUUGAUACUCUUAAAGAUGCAGUGAGUAGGUUGUUCUACGUUCGUACAAAACUAGGAGAGUUUGAUCCACCUGAUAAUAAUAACCCUUAUGCCAAUAUUCCACUAUCCAUCAUUCAAAGCGAUGAGCACAUUAAGCUAUCCAUUCAAGCUGCAAUGGAGACCAUUGUACUAAUGAAGAAUGAUAAUGAUGGUUCACCUUUUCUACCUCUUGCUGCUGAUGACUUCAAGAAAGCCUGUGUUGUUGGUCCUUUUAUUGAGAAUGCUGAUACCAUGUUUGGAGACUAUUCACCAACAAUGAUGACUGAUUAUAUUGUGACUCCAUUAGCUGGCAUAAAGACAACUCAAAUUGGAUCAGAUCUUCUCAAUUAUGAAGACGGCUGUACUGAUGGGCCAGCUUGCGAAAUUUAUGAUGGCUAUAAGGUCCGCACAGCUUGCGAAGGUGUUGAUCUGGUUAUUGUAACUGCUGGCCUAAGUAGAUAUUUGGAACAUGAAGGGCAUGAUAUCUCCGAUAUAUAUUUACCAGGACAUCAAAUGAGUUUAUUGACUGAUGCAGAAUCUGCUAGUGGAAGUGCUCCUAUAAUACUUCUACUGUUCAAUGCAAACCCUCUUGACAUCAGUUAUGCUAAGAGCAACCCACGCUUUGCUGCUAUAUUGGAAGCUUAUUAUCCUGGACAGGAAGCUGGUGUGGCAAUAGCUAACGUCCUCACUGGUAGUUAUAAUCCUGCUGGAAGACUCCCCAAUACGUGGCCUGCUAGUCUUGAUCAAGUACCUGACAUGAUUGACUAUACUAUGAAGGAAAGGACUUACAGAUACUUCACACAAGAGCCUCUCUACCCAUUUGGAUAUGGACUGUCAUUCACUACAUUCAAUUACUCAGAUUUGAAUGUUGCUUCUACAGCAAACACUAAUGGAGAAGGUAGCAUUGCUGUAUCGGUGACAGUCAUGAACACUGGUACUAUGGAUGGAGAUGAGGUUACUCAAGCUUAUGUCAAGUGGGACAAUGUUGCUGAAGCACCAAAUAUACAAUUGGUUGGAGUUAGUAGGAAAUUCAUUUCUAAAGGGCAAUCAAUAACAGUCUCAUUCACCAUCAAGCCAGAGCAACUGCAAGUGUGGAUCAAUGGCGAUGAUGGGAAAUGGUCUAUACCUGGUGGCACCUACUCUUUAUUUGUUGGUGGUCAGCAACCAGAUCAAAAAGUGUCUGUUCCCUCUAAUGUCCUCAGUGCCACCUUCAAACUUUAAUAGAGGCCAGGAGGAUUGGACUGAGGGAGACAUUAUUAAUUAUUAAUCAUGACAUUUAACUACUUUAGUGCUGCCUAAUACUCCCUCCAUUCAUUUUCAUCUGCUAUUACCAUGUUUCAUAAUAUUUAUGCUUUUUUUUGUUCUUAGGAUAUUGCACAACUUUAGCAAACUGUUUUCUGUAAUGAUAAUAAUUAUUUACUGGUUAUUGUCAUGCAUGAAAAUUUCGCAAAUCCUGA
Amphimedon queenslandica is the source of this 2498-nucleotide messenger RNA. Its product is annotated as xylan 1,4-beta-xylosidase-like. The transcript is spliced from 21 exons. The record is from RefSeq and is a predicted model, not a curated record. Bases 16 to 2262 code for a protein of 748 amino acids. Gene Ontology annotation, biological process: xylan catabolic process; arabinan catabolic process. Lineage: Eukaryota; Metazoa; Porifera; Demospongiae; Haplosclerida; Niphatidae. Gene Ontology annotation, molecular function: alpha-L-arabinofuranosidase activity; xylan 1,4-beta-xylosidase activity.